AUACGCAACAGUGUAGAGUUGGUGUAAUCAUUUCUCGAGCUCGAAUUACUCGAUUUUCAUUGAAAGUGAUCGAAUCGAAAGUUCCAAGUACCAAUCUUGUAGUCGAGAGUAGUCGUCUGCGAUUGCCUGUGGUUGUCUGCUUUGCCGUCUGGCCUGUCUGCGACCCUACGACUGCGACACAACAAACAUGGCGCAUCGUGGUGUGAAAGGUUCCGAUCCAUUCGUUUCGAAAACAUCACGAAAUGAACGUUUCGCGCAAAUGUCGAAGCAAGAAAAAAUAAUUCAGCAAAAGAAGCUCGAGAUACAAGCGAAGAUGCAAGAGCAAAAAGCAAAAGAAGCUGUUGAAAAUUUAAAAAAGUCAAAUGCGCUAGUUCCAAAUUCGACAGCGAAUAAAGCUAAUUCUACCAAAAAACAAGAAGAGAAACCAGCAGCAACAGCAUCGCAAACGAUUAAUCUGUUUGCCAACGAUGGCAGUUUUUUGGAUCAAUUUAAAAAAAUGGCCAACACAAAAGGAACAGGAAAAACAGAGGCAAUAUUUUCUUUGAAAUCGGAAGAGACCAGGGAAGAAAAAUAUAAAGAGAGUUUGCAGAACAAAGAACGAAAGAGACACAAUGAUAAAAGCAGAGAUUGGGAGAGUAAAAGGGAUCGUAGAAGAGGGGAUUCUCGUUGGGAAAAGAGUUCCGUGCACAAGAGGCAUAGUCCUCCAUCGAGCCCGUCUCCUACUAGACGGCCAGCAUCACAAAGUCCGGAAGCUCGACGUUCCUUUAAUCAAUUACCUUCUAAUGGACAACGCGUGCAACACAGUCAGCAACAAUAUUUUCCUCGAAAUGGAAAUUCACCACUCGUUCCUUCCCAUGCAUCUCAGCCUAUAAUGCAUCUCACAAACGUACCUCCGCCUAAUAUAAGGAGCAUUAUAACCAAUGUUCCUCCUCCGCAUUUAUCGAGAAUGCCCCCUCCAAAAAAUUUGGCCAACUCAUAUCCCGGGAUAGGAUCCGACGACCACCACCAUGCCGAUCCAAGAAUGCAAAUAUCACCACCGCACGCGUUACAUCCACCACCACCUCCUCCUCCUCCUCCUCCUCCACCACCAGCACCACCUUCCAUACAGUCUAUACCUCCGAAUACUAACGUACCUCCACCGAACAUGCAUAUUUCUCGGACGAUACCACCAAAUCUGCAAAAUUUACCACCACCACCUCCACCUCCUUCAACACCGUCUACAUCUUGUUCAUCGCUCUCGUCGUCCUCGUGCUCCUCUUCUCUACCUGCCACCUCUUUGUCCCGUUCAGCCUCCCCUUUGAGCUCCUCGUUAACGUCAACGCUACAAGCUCCGUCAUCGUCUUCGCCAGCCGCGUCAUUUUCCUUGUCGGCAUCUGCAUCCGCAUCUCUAUCGUCAACGUCGGUCACGUCAGGAAAUGCGCAGCAGCAGCAACAGCAGCAGCAGCAGCAGCAACAACAACAUCAACAACAACCACAACAACAACAACAACAACGUGUAAUUUCGUCGAGACGACCACAAUGCGGCGGAGCUUCGGCCGCGAGUUUGCUUGCUCCAAAUAUUCCACCUCCUAAUUUGUUAGCAACGAUGACUCAAAUGCCACCAAAUAUGAUGUCGAUUUCUGCGGCCUCACAAACAAUCGUCGUAACCGUACCAACGAAUGCAUCGAAUGUUCCUCCACCGAAUGUGAUACCACCUGUAUUGAUGUCCGCACCACCCCCUACCGUUCACGGGGUUCCGUCAAGUAUAAAUUCAGUUCUUCCACCGCCAAAUUUGAAUAUUCCACCACCGAAUGUGCCACCACCUCCUCUUAUUCAAAACGCCGGUCCACCAGCACCUCCUCCCCCUCCUCCUCCUCCUUCUUUAUUAUCAACCAGUUAUCCGAUUCCAAAUCAAGUGAGUCAGGUACCACCCGUGGGACCGCAUAACAUUCAAGUGCCACCACCGGUGAGGCCAUUGACCGGUCAACAGGCUACCGAACAGCUAGUGUGUCCCGUAGAGGCUGAGCAGCUGGCACGCAUCGUCGCUGACUGCGGGGAUGAAAUCGAACAGGAAGCGCGAGAGAAGAAUGCCCAAGAUCCUAAAUUAUGGUUUCUGCACCAAAAGCAAAGUGCAGCGUAUCUGCAGUACAGGGGAUUGGUGGCAAAGUUCCGUGCUGAAAAGUCUGCCGGUGAAUUUAAAGAUAGCGGUGCCGAACCGUAUUGUCCGGAGGAAGCUCUCAGCGACAACGACGAUACCGCCGAUCAAAGUCAAACGAACAGACACAUUUGUUCGCAAGAAAGAAAACGCGAAAGAGAGUUGGACGAUGAGAAUUGUACGGAUAGGACCAAGGAGGAAAACAAAGAAGAACGUAAACGAAAAAGACGUAGUCGUUGGGGCGAUCCGGAUAAUAAAGUGUCCGUAGCGGAAACGAAUAGCUUACCCACACGCAAACAACAAAAUACCGGUCUCUCGCAGCCAGGUAUCGCAAUUCCCGGACAAAUUGGACAGCCAGCCGUUAUAAUUCCAUCGGCGAAGGUGCAACAUCCGAAAGCGAAGAAUCCAAUGUUGACGAAAAUUUCUAGAAACGAUCCUGCGUUGUUACAAUACGCUCGACAAACAUUCGGUACGUUGGAUCUUACCGAAGAACAAUGGAAAAAAGCCGAGGAUCAUUACAAGAUAAACCUUCUGUAUCAAAAUUUAUUGAGAAAAAGGGAGGAAUUGAAACGCUUGGAGGCGCAGGGCAAGCAUAAAUACGAAUACGAUAGCGACGAAGAAACGGAAGGUGGCACUUGGGAACACAAGCUUAGGUCCGCCGAGAUGGAGGCCACUCAAAUGUGGGCGGAAGAGUUAACCGCUCAGGCAGAAGGGAAACAUCACAUCGGCGACUUUUUACCACCGGACGAGCUUAAAAAAUUCAUGGAACAGUACAAUGCGGUGAAACAGGGAAAGGAACCCGACCUUAGCGAUUACAAGGAAUACAAGCUUAAAGAAGAUAACAUUGGAUUUCAGAUGUUGCAGAAGCUUGGUUGGAGCGAAGGUCAAGGUUUAGGUAGCGAAGGCAACGGUCGCAUCGACCCUAUCAACAAGGCGACCAACCGAUUCGAUAGCGCUGGCUUGGGUUCCGAAAGACCAGACGGUGUAUCCAGAGACGAUGACGAAUUCGAUGCCUAUAGGAAAAGAAUGAUGCUCGCCUACAGAUUUAGGCCUAAUCCUUUGAAUAAUCCUCGGAGACCAUAUUAUUGAGGAAAGGAGUAUCGGUGUAUGAAUUGUAUUUAUUACAUUAUGUAUCUAUAUUUUUUAUUUUUUAUUUAGUUGGAGAACGAAUCGUCGUUAUUUUGUAUAUUUGAAAUUCUUCGAGCAUAGAAAAUUACGAUCAAACCAUGUUAUCUGCCCAAAAGUGGUUAAUACGAUUAAAUAAAUGAAAUACGAAGCUUG
Hylaeus volcanicus is the source of this 3415-nucleotide messenger RNA. RefSeq lists its product as uncharacterized. Gene Ontology annotation, cellular component: nucleoplasm. Gene Ontology annotation, biological process: RNA processing. The record is from RefSeq and is a predicted model, not a curated record. Bases 188 to 3223 code for a protein of 1011 amino acids. NCBI's taxonomy places the organism in Eukaryota, Metazoa, Arthropoda, Insecta, Hymenoptera, Colletidae. The transcript is spliced from 9 exons. Gene Ontology annotation, molecular function: RNA binding.